Penicillium chermesinum is the source of this 321-nucleotide messenger RNA. RefSeq lists its product as uncharacterized. Bases 1 to 321 code for a protein of 106 amino acids. Lineage: Eukaryota; Fungi; Ascomycota; Eurotiomycetes; Eurotiales; Aspergillaceae. The record is from RefSeq and is a predicted model, not a curated record. The transcript has a single exon.
AUGCCAUACGCAGCCGCCCCGCUACCGAAGUUGACAGAGCUCCUGAAAAUCCAGAUCCUGACAAUACUGUCAAAGCCUUUCCUGCCACUAGAUGCACAGGGUAUUCUUAUCUGGAUCCUUACUGUUGGUGGCAUAGUGGCGGUUGAUACGGAAAAGAGACCUUGGUUCGUCGCUCGGCUCGGCGACAUCGUCGAAUCAUGUUCUGUGCGUGAGUGGGAGCAAUUUAAGAGAAUCUUGAGACGGAUGCUCUGGCUAGGUAGUGCCUGCGAUGCAGCAGCGUACAGUCUGUGGGUUGAGGUUACUUUGCAAUUCUCUAAGUGA